AGAGAAGUGGUAGCUUAUUCCUCAAGCUUUUGAACAACCAUUUCUAACCAUCAUUUUCCAUGACCAAUUUCAGCUAAUCUCUCUCUCUCUCUCUCUCUCUCUCUCUCAUAUUCUUCUGAGAAGUACUUCUGUUCUGGUGAUCAACAAUGGCGCAGAGAGAUGCUGUGCUGGAACCAGUUGGCACGGAGAGCGAAAGAACCCAGAAAGAAUCCUCUGAUCCUCUUUCAUUUGCAAGAAGUUACCAGGUUGAAGCAUGGGAGCAAGGGAUGAAGCAGAACACAAUAGUGUUCUUGGAAACGGGCUCCGGGAAGACUUUGAUUGCGUCGAUGCUGCUCCGCAGCUAUGCCGCUGUCCUUCGCAAGCCUUCGCCUUUUGUUGCCGUUUUCUUGGUUCCCAAAGAUGUUCUGGUCUCUCAACAAGCUAAGGCUCUGGAGAAGGAUACUGGCUUGAAAGUUGGUACGUAUAGUGGAGGAACGCAAACUGACUUUUGGAAUAGUAACAUGUGGAAGCAAGCAAUUGAAAAAAAUGAGGUGCUUGUGAUGACACCGGAAAUAUUACUUAACAGUUUGAGGCAUGCCUUUUUCAAAUUUAGCGUAAUAAAGGGUUUAGUAUUUGAUGAAUGCCAUCAUGCUAGGGGUAACCAUCCAUAUGCUCUCAUAAUGAAGGAGUUCUAUUACCGUCAUUUACAAUCUGGUGAAUCCAAUCUUCCUAGGAUACUUGGAAUGACUGCUUCCCUUACAAAAUCAAAAGGUGGAAACUCAAAUCUAGAAAUUGAUUUGAAAGAGAUCCGUGAACUGGAGAGAGUCAUGAAUGCCAAGGUGUACACAUGUGUUAGUGAAUCUGUUCUUGCAGAGUUCAUUCCAUUUCCGACUUUGACGUUCAAAUUUUACGAGCAGAUGGAUAGCCAACAUCCCUUCUCUACCAAUUUAGCUGAUCAAUUGAGAAUUUUAAGAGAACAGUUAGAUCCGAAGUGGUCUAUUGGAGUUAAUACUAUACAUGAUAUGGAUGAGGGGCUUCUAACCGCAAAAGUUGUGUGUCUCAUUGAGUUGCUUACUUGUGAUUCAAAAUACAGGAGCUUAGAGGAUUUAAGAUGUAUUGUUUUUGCGGAAAUGAUCGUAACAGCAGUUAUCAUUGAAUCUUUAUUAAGUGAGUUGCUUCCAAGACAUAAUAGCUGGAAGACAAAAUAUAUAGCUGGAAGCAACAAGUUUUUUCAUUCUCAAACAAGAAAAACACACAAUUCAAUCAUUGAUGAAUUUCGUGAAGGCAAGGUGAAUAUUAUUGUUGCAACACCGAUCCUUGAAGAGGGUUUAGAUGUUCAAAGCUGCAACUUGGUUAUCUGUUUUGACCCUCCUAAAACCUUUUGUAGUUUUAUACAGUGCAGAGGUCGUGCUAGGACGCAUAAUUCAGAUUUUAUAAUAAUGGUGGAGAGUGGUGAUUUGAAUACACAGUCCCGGCUUGAAAAAUAUUGUGAGCGUGGAGAUAUUAUGAGAAAGGAGUUCUUAUGCCAAUCUUCCCUUCCUUGCAUAUCUCUCGAAACUGAUUUCAGUGAAGGGAAGUUUUACUGUGUUGAAAGUACUGGAGCCAUUGUGACUCUUAACUCUAGCAUUAGUUUGAUAGAGUUUUACUGCUCAAGGCUUCCUUCUGAUAAGUACUCUAAACCGACUCCAAGGUGGGAUGAUAAAACUCAAACCCUCUACCUUCCCAACGAUCUGAUACAAGAAGUUCAUGCAGAAGGUAAUGCAAAAAUUCUAAAGCAGAUCGCAUGUUUUGAAGCGUGCAAGAAACUACAUAAGAUGGGUGCUUUAACUGAUAACCUUGUCCCAAACACCGUUGUGAGAGAAGACGAAGAAAGUGAUCUAGAGAGCCAGCCGUAUGAAGAUGCACAUCCAAGAUAUAUCCCUUCUGAAAUGGUCGGAUCUUUUUGUCCGGAUGGUGAUGCCCAUACCUUGUAUUAUUGCUACUUACUUGAGCUAAAGCAAGAGUUUGAGUAUGACAUUCCGGUUCACAAUAUUUUACUUGGGACGAGAAAUGAGCUUGAAGUUGAUGGUGGAAAUACGCAUUUUGACUUGAAAGUUGGCUCAGGUAGUUUGAUAGUGAACUUGAAAUAUGUUGGAGUUAAAAAAUGUUAUAGCUCAGAAGAGGUUCUGGUGUCCAGAAGAUUUCAGGUCACUCUUUUCAGAGUUCUUGUGUAUCAGAAUUUCAAUUAUGUGAGAGAAGUUUCGAGUCAACAUCAUUUGCAAGAAGAUAUUGAGAUAGAUUAUCUUAUUCUUCCCGCCACCAUCUUGAAUCCAAGAGAUUUGAUGGUAAAAUGGGAAUCUACGAUUUCUGCGCUAUUUUCCUUUGAAAAAUGUAAUGAGAAUCACACUACUCGUUGUUUAGUGAAGAAUUAUUUCAAUCGCACGCAUACCAAAAAUGGUAUUGUAUGCACUUGUAAGCUCAAGAACUCUCUGGUUUACACCCCUCAUAACGGUAAUAUUUAUUGGAUCGCUGAUAUUCUCAGCGACAUGAAUGGAAACUCUGCUCUAAAACUCUGGGGUGGUGGAGUUACAACAUACAAGAAGUUCAAUGAACAAAAGCAUGGGAUCAACUUGAAAUUUUGUGACCAACCACUUCUUGAAGCAAGGGAACCUUUUUUAGUGGAGAAUUAUCUCCUUGAGUACAGACAAGCCAAGCAGAAAGUUAUUCCAGCCACGAAGGUCUUGGAAGCUAUUACCACGAAGAAAUGCGAAGAAAAAUACUGUUUGGAAACUUUAGAGACUCUUGGAGAUUCAUUUCUCAAAUAUGCCGUUAGUCAACAGCUUUUUAAAACCUACCAAAACCACCGCGAGGGCGAUCUCACUAGAAAGAGGAAAAAGUUAAUUUCUAAUGAAAGCCUUUGUAAGCGUGGAUGCGAACAUAAACUAAUGGGUUUUAUCCGCAAUGAGCGUUUCGAUCCUAAAAUGUGGAGUAUUCCAGGAGAUGGUUUUGCCAGGAAUGCAUUGCAGGAAGAUUUUCUACCUAAUAUGACAACCGUGUAUAUCAGUGGAAGGAGGGAAGUAGGAUAUAAGACAGUGGCAGAUGUUGUGGAGGCACUUAUUGGUGCUUUGCUUACUACAGGUGGUGAACUACCUGCCUUAAAAUUUAUGAGCUUGAUUGGUAUGGAGGUUGACUUUAAUCAGGUUCCAUAUGAGACACAUAUAUCGAUGCACUCAGAGAAGCUUGUUCGUAUCAGACAAAAUCUUAGCUGCUUGGAGUCCAAACUUUACUCAUUCCACGAUCCUUCUUUGUUAGUUGAAGCACUAAAACAUGGUUCUUACAAGCUUCAAGAGAUUCCAAGAAGUUACCAGCGGCUUGAAUUUCUUGGGGAUGCUGUUCUUGACUACCUCAUUUCUAAACAUUUAUAUGAUGAGCAUCCUGAUCAGAUGUUGCCCGGACUGUUAACUGAUAUGAGGUCAGCUUCUGUGAAUAAUGAAUGCUACGCACGGUGUGCAGUCAAGGCAGGGUUGCAUGAGCACAUUCUCCGUGACUCACGGGAACUCGACAACAAUAUUGUUGCUACUGUUAAUAACUUUGGUAAGUUGUCUUCAGAAUCAAUAUUUGGAUGGGAAUCCGAGACGUACUUCACAGAGGUUCUUGCAGAUUUUAUAGAGAGUGUUGCUGGGGCAAUUUUUAUUGAUUCAGGGUACAACAAAGAUAUUGUCUUCCAAAGCAUAAGGCCUCUGUUGGAGCCUUUUGUUACACCUAAAACGUUAAAGCUAAAUCCCACCAGAGAGUUGCGUGAGCUUUGCACCAAAAAGGGCUUCCCUACGAAUCAAUCGAAGAAGUGCGAAAAUGGCGCGUAUUCAACUACAGUAGAGGUAGAAGCGAAUGGAUCGACAUUCAAGGGCAUGUCAAUGGUUUCAGGGAAGGAUCUGAGAGAAAGAAUAGCUUCAAGAAUUGUCUUGAGGUCCCUCAAGGAAACCCUUUGUUUGGAAUGAAGUUACAAGUAAAACUUUCAUUCAAGUAGUGAAAUGUGAGCAUUUCCAUUCUCUUGGUGGGGAGAGAAGCUACUGGAAGAACGUUUGGG
Messenger RNA from Morus notabilis, 4045 nucleotides. Its product is annotated as endoribonuclease Dicer homolog 2. NCBI's taxonomy places the organism in Eukaryota, Viridiplantae, Streptophyta, Magnoliopsida, Rosales, Moraceae. Gene Ontology annotation, molecular function: ATP binding; ribonuclease III activity; RNA binding. The transcript is spliced from 21 exons. The record is from RefSeq and is a predicted model, not a curated record. Gene Ontology annotation, biological process: siRNA processing. The coding region runs from base 147 to 3956 and encodes 1269 amino acids. Gene Ontology annotation, cellular component: nucleus; cytoplasm.